AUGAAGUUCAACGUCCUUGCCCUCUCUGCCCUGCUGGCCGUCGCUGCCGCUGAGACUUCUACUGCGGAUGCAUCUACCACAACUAGCAACCCGUCAGUCGAGUGUGCUAAGCAGUGUGAAUCCACCAACACCUGCUGUAUCGCCAAGUGCUGGAACGUCCCCUGCCCUAGCGACAACCAGGCCAACGAUACCAACAGCUGUGUCGCCGCCUGCCCUCAAGGUACCGGUUCGCCCGCCGACGCCCAGAAGUACGCCAACUGCGAGCAAUCCUGCUACAGCUCUCACUUCUGGGGUGGCAGCGGGCCCACAGCCACCCAGGCUGCCGCGACUGGCUCUGCCACAGAUGCCACUGCUACCGCGACCAGCACUGACUCAUCCAGCACCGACUCUUCCAAGUCCUCGGAGAACAACAAUGACUCCAGUUCCACCGACAGCUCGUCGGAUGGCACAGCCACCAGCUCUUCCGGCUUCGCACAGCAUACCACCAACGCUGCCGUCAAGGUCGGCGCCUCCGCCGCUGGUCUGAUCGGUUUGAUUGUUGCUGCCUUUGCUCUGUGA
Penicillium nucicola is the source of this 558-nucleotide messenger RNA. RefSeq lists its product as uncharacterized. The transcript has 3 exons. The record is from RefSeq and is a predicted model, not a curated record. The coding region runs from base 1 to 558 and encodes 185 amino acids. NCBI's taxonomy places the organism in Eukaryota, Fungi, Ascomycota, Eurotiomycetes, Eurotiales, Aspergillaceae.